GAUCUGCCGCAGCUGCAGUUCCCCAUCCUGCCCAAGCGCUUGAUCCCAUCCACAGUCGGCAACUGGAAUUUCUGCCCAAGCGGAGGCCGACGCCCGCCUCCGAAGUUGAACGCGAUCCCCAGCCUGCCCGUGAUCUGGCAUAGAGCGCCCAAGGCGACCCACAAGUUCUCCGAGG
Messenger RNA from Prorocentrum cordatum, 175 nucleotides. The record is from the annotation of a GenBank genome assembly. Lineage: Eukaryota; Dinophyceae; Prorocentrales; Prorocentraceae.